Messenger RNA from Nezara viridula (southern green stink bug), 2368 nucleotides. NCBI's taxonomy places the organism in Eukaryota, Metazoa, Arthropoda, Insecta, Hemiptera, Pentatomidae. The record is from the annotation of a GenBank genome assembly.
AAAUUUUUUUGUGUAACUGAUAUAGAAGGCAUUUGAUACCUUCCCAAUGGUUUUUACUUUUUGUUUUUAUUGUGCUUCAUGGUUGAUAGGGGGUAGAUGAGAACCCAGGAAUGAUGGUGUUGACCCUAGUAUCUAAUUUAUUCUCUCACAACAAAAUUAGUUUUAGUUUUAUCAAUUCUUUAUUUAAAUGUGGUGUCUACAGAGCAUCUGUCCCUAGCUAUAAUAUCAAUACUCCUCGAUUAUCUCCUGCAGAAGUAAACCGUAUAUUGACAAAACUUGAGUAUACCCAGGAGUUUGCUCCAGGUGGACCUAUCAAGUCAUUUGAUACAAACCAACUUAGAUCCAAUGAUCCCAUGGAGGAUAUGAGAGCAGAAGCUGUGUCAUUACAUGAUGGGGGAUUUUAUGCAGGGGUUAUUGAUGGGCACGUAAGUCCUGCUUGCGCACAAGUUCUUGCAAAACGGAUGUUUCAUUAUGUCGAUGCUGCCUUGCUCCCUAAAGAUAAAUUAAAAUCUAUAAUUGAGCAUAAGAACUUGAACCUUGUUAAAAGUUUUAAUGAUAACUAUGAAUUUGUGACAGAGUUAAAAGAAAAAUAUGAAAAGAGUUUACUUCAGCAUAUUGAUAUCCUAUCUAAUAAAGAAAUCAUGGCUACAAAAGAUGCUAUAGAAUAUGCUCUUCUGAAGCUAGAUGAUGAUAUUUCUUGUGAAGGUGUUCAUGAAAAUGGAGAAGUUGACAGAAAGGGAAUGACGGUGUGCAUGGCGGGAGCAGUAGCUUGCCUUGCUUACAUCAAGGAAUCCGAACUGUACUUAGCCAGUGUAGGAGACUGUCAGGCUGUUGUCGGAGUUCUGAAUGACAGCAAAACAUGGACUGCUAACCAACUGAAUAUAGCUCAUAAUUCAGACUGUCCAGCAGAGGUUGAGCGAAUAUUGAGUGAGCAUCCGCCUAGUGAAAGCGAUACAGUCAUAUCAUGUGAGAGGCUUCUUGGCCAACUUGCUCCUCUAAGAGCAUUCGGUGAUGUCAGGUAUAAGUGGAGCACACAAAAGCUUAAAAAACUCGCUGUUCCUUUGUUCGGUUCUACAGCCAUCCCUCCAAAUUAUUAUACUCCUCCGUACUUAACUGCCAAACCUGAUAUUACCUACCAUAGGAUAACGCCAAAGGACAAAUUUCUAGUCAUUGCUUCUGAUGGUCUGUGGGAACUUCUUUCACCAUUAGAGGUUGUGCGUAUGGUGGGGGAACACAUGAGAGGUAAGGCUGCCUUGACACCUAUCAGGAUUCCAAAGGACAAGAAGUUGAAGGAGAUUAAUUCUAUACUUUUAGCAAGGCGAGAAGGGCUGAAUAAUGUACCAGAAGACAGGAAUGCAGCAACUCAUCUAAUUAGAAAUGCCCUUGGAGGGACUGAUAUUGGUGUGGAACAUUCUAGAAUUUCUUUUUUCCUCUCCUUUCCUCAGGAUGUAGUUAGAUAUUACAGGGAUGAUAUCUCUGUUACAGUCAUAUACUUUGAUUCUGAAUUCAUAUCACAGAAUCUCUAUAUGUAAAAGUAAUUUAAGAUUAACUGGUGAAGCACAUACACUAAAAUUCAACAGGUCAAAAUAUAUUUAUUGACUUUUUGUUUGAUGUGAUUUUUAUUUAUUUACUGGUCAAAUCUAGUUUGUAAUUUUGUCUUUCAUUGUCUUAAUUGAUCUACCGAAUUUCAACUUGUUAUUUAUUGAUGUAUAUUUUUAAAUUUUAAUGCUAUUUUUUUGGCAUGUGUUCUUUUUUUUUUAUGUUGAGUUACUAAUUGUUUAUCUAAAAUCUUUUGUAGUUUUAAAAGAGAAGGGCUGAAUUCCUUUCUUUAAUUUUAUUGAGCAGUAACUCUAAUCAGUAGUCAAACUUGUUGCCUUUUAAGUAUCCAUAAUUGUUUUUGUUUUUUCAUGAUUAUGUAAACUGAGGCUUUUUUAUAUUGAUAGAGUUAUGAUUAUGUCGUAUCUUCUCAAGAGUGCUUAUGAAUUUUCAUAAGAAAUCAACAAUUAUGGUAUAUCACAAGUUCAGAGUGAUAAUUACUUUUAUCAAAUAAUGGCAAAAAUUGUAUGUGUUCUAAAACAGUUCCAACCAUUUUAUACGUGCUAAAUUAAUAUAGGAUUACUUGAGAAUACUUUUGUGAUUUAAGCAUUAAAGGCUCAGAAAAAUGAUUAAUUUAUCUUCUAAUAAUAAUAUAUGAGUUUUGUAUAUAGGGGAAGCAUGUAUAUUCUCAAACAAAUCUUUUUAUUGAAAAAUUAUAUAAAAUCGAAACAGAUCAAAGUAAGGUAUUGUUAGUUUUAAAUUAAAUAAUUUGCUUAGGAUUAUAUUAGCCCAAAAUUAAUUUGUUAUCAAUAUUUUUGAGUUGUUGUAAAAU